AUGCGCGAAGACGGCGGCCGGGGGAGGUCCGAUUCGCUCUCCAUUCGACCAAUAGUGGUUGGGAAGAGUGAGGUCGUCCGUUUGUCGCGCGAGAAUUUAACCUUCUGACGGGUAACAGUAUGAUGGAAAUGGAGGCAGAAGCUGUAAGAAACAAAGGCAUGGAGGAAGAAACUACUGAACAAAGAAAGGAACGAGAAAAAAAGAAAAGGUCUAGAGUUAAACAAGUGCUUUCGGAUAUAGUAAAGCAAGUGGACUUCUGGUUCGGUGAUGUAAAUCUUCACAAGGACAGAUUUCUUCGAGAACAAAUUGAAAAAUCUAGAGAUGGAUAUGUUGACAUAUCACUUCUGGUUUCUUUUAACAAAAUGAAAAAAUUAACAACUGAUAGAAAACUGAUUGCACGAGCAGUUAAAAGUUCAUCUGUGGUAGAGUUGGAUCUAGAAGGCACUAGGCUAAGAAGACGGCAACCACUGGGUGAAGAACCAAAAGAUGUUGAUAAUCGUACAGUGUAUGUGGAAUUGCUUCCUAAAAAUGUCAACCACAGUUGGAUUGAACGUGUAUUUGGGAAAUGUGGCAAUGUAGUUUAUAUCAGCAUUCCUCGUUAUAAGACGACAAGGGACCCAAAAGGAUUUGCAUUUGUUGAAUUUGAAACAAAGGAGCAAGCAGAAAAGGCAAUUGAGUUCUUGAAUAAUCCACCAGAAGAUGCACCAAGAAAACCUGGUAUGUUCCCCAAAACAGUAAAAAAUAAACCUGUUCCCACGUUGCCUGAAAGUGAUGCCAGUAUAGUUGAAGAAAAGAAGAAAAAGAAAAAGAAGAAAUCCAAAACAAAGAAGGAAAGCAGUCAACAAUCAACUACAGAACCAAAAGACUUAAAUAUGGACAUCACUGCAGAACCCUCAAGCAGGUCAAAGAGACGCAGAACAGUGUCAGAGAACUCUGAAAUGGAAUUAACAGAAGUCCAAAGACAGUCUUCAAAGAAAGAGAAAAAAAAGCUUGAUAGAACAGAAAGUUCAAGUUUAGGAGAAAGUAAACCAGGAAAAAGGAAGCGAAGCCAUUCUGGAGAUGCUGAAGUACCAGUUGUGAAAGCAAAGAAAACUUAUCAGAAAGAUACUGUUCAUUCUACAAAAGAGGAAUCAACAGAAGGGCCAGAGGAUUCCAAAGAAAUUUUUACUGAAGAAGAAAGAGAUGUUGGGGAUAAAAAAGAUACAUCUCUUUCAAAAUCUAAAAGGAAACAUAAGAAAAAACAUAAAGAAAGACACAAGAUGGGAGAAGAGGUUAUUCCACUGAGAGUUCUCUCAAAAAAUGAAUGGAUGCAGCUGAAGCAAGAGUAUUUGACCCUACAGAAAGCCAGCAUGUCAUCUUUGAAAAAAGCAAUGGCUGAGACAAAAGCUGAAGCAGUUGAAAAAAUGGAACCAGAUGCCUGCAUGCCAAACCAGCCCACACCAAGAAAUGGCAAAUGUCUAAGUGAAGGUUCAGCCCCUGCUGAGAAGGUUCACAAAAUGGGGCCUCAGUUUGAGAGUGGAGUUAUUGUGAAGAUAAUUAGUGCAGAGCCUUUGCCUGGUAGGAAGCACAUUAAGGACAUGCUAACAACACUGGCUAGUGUUGCUUAUGUUGACUUGCUGGAAGGAGAUACAGAAUGUCAUGUGCGGCUUAAAACACCCGAAGAUGCAAAAACUCUAAUAAAGGCACAUAAAGAUCUCCAGACUAAAAGUAACUGGAAAUUUGAGAUUCUUUCAGGUGAUCAUGAACAGCGAUAUUGGCAGAAGAUCUUGGUGGACCGGCAAGUUAAACUUAAUCAGCCACGAGAAAAGAAGCGGGGAACUGAAAAGGUAACAUGGGCACUGCGGGUCUUAUUGGAUAUGACUAUGAGAGUCUAAUGGAGCGAUCAGAAUUUUAAUAUGGAUAGGAUCCCAACUCAACGUCAUUUUAACAGGAGAUACUUAGAGCACUAGAGAGCCAGCAUGGCAUAGUGGUUUGAGUGUUGGAUUGCUACUCUGGAGACCAGAGUUCAAUUCCUUGCUUGACCAUGAAACCCACUGGGUGACCUUGGGCAAGUCACUUGCUCUCAGCCAUGAAACCUCUAUGAAGUCUGAAACUACUUGAAGGCACAAACCAACAACAAAUGUGGAUUACAGCGGGCUGGAAAUUCUGAGAUGUUGUUUCCAGUCAGAAUAGUCUGAACUGGGCUCAGUGAAUUAGUAUGGCUCAGUAUAAAGCAGUUUCAUGUUUUGGGGGUACAGGGAAGGUUGUAAUUUUGGGAUGGAGCAUUGCCUUGCAUAUCUUAAAUAUCCACUUCUAGAAUCAUUGGUAGCCCUUUAUAAAAUAUGGUGAAAUACAAAUCAGUUUGAUACAGGACAAUAAUUGUUAAGAUGUGUAGACAACUGUUGGUUUGAUUCAGUAUAAAGUAGCAUUAACCAGUUGCAACAUAAUCUGUUCAGUUCUCUGCAACAAAAUCUACAUGAGUGGCUGUGAAAAAGCUUGUGUUUUGAUCUAUAAUAAAAUAAAAUAAUAAUAAAAUUUAUUUGUAUCCCGCCCCUCUGAGAACAAUCGA
Messenger RNA from Sceloporus undulatus (fence lizard), 2548 nucleotides. It is a transcript of the gene LARP7, whose product is annotated as La ribonucleoprotein 7, transcriptional regulator. Gene Ontology annotation, molecular function: mRNA binding. The record is from RefSeq and is a predicted model, not a curated record. Lineage: Eukaryota; Metazoa; Chordata; Lepidosauria; Squamata; Phrynosomatidae. The coding region runs from base 120 to 1874 and encodes 584 amino acids. Gene Ontology annotation, biological process: RNA processing. The transcript has 12 exons. Gene Ontology annotation, cellular component: nucleus.